This is a messenger RNA of Acanthochromis polyacanthus (spiny chromis), 4023 nucleotides long. Its product is annotated as zinc finger protein OZF-like. Gene Ontology annotation, molecular function: RNA polymerase II cis-regulatory region sequence-specific DNA binding; DNA-binding transcription repressor activity, RNA polymerase II-specific; DNA-binding transcription activator activity, RNA polymerase II-specific. Gene Ontology annotation, cellular component: nucleus. The transcript is spliced from 4 exons. The record is from RefSeq and is a predicted model, not a curated record. The coding region runs from base 202 to 1701 and encodes 499 amino acids. Lineage: Eukaryota; Metazoa; Chordata; Actinopteri; Pomacentridae. Gene Ontology annotation, biological process: negative regulation of transcription by RNA polymerase II.
ACUGAGGAGGAACUGAGAAUGAAUGACCCGCGUUCAAACAGUGACCGUGAGUUUCUGUUGGGAAAGCAUCAAGAUCUGCGGCAAACUGUGCAGGAUUGCCUUCAUCUCCAAAAUCCGGGUUGCAGCCGGAGGAGGAGAGUCUGACGGAGGAGCAGAGGAAUGUUGGCAGCCAUUUAGUCUGAGCUCAACAACGGAGGAAACAUGGAUUCUUCACAAAAAAAAUGUAAACACAACGAUGGAGUGGGAUGUUGGACCUCUGAGGACGAUAAGGAUGGUUCAGCAACAACAGCAAAAAGAGAUGAAUCACUCAGUUGUGAGCAGUGUGGCAAGACUUUUAUCACAGCAACAAAGCUAAGAAUUCACAAACGUAUUCACACUGUGGAGAAACCAUUCGGCUGUGAUCAGUGUGGAAAGGCUUUUACUCACAAGAGUGAUCUAGCAAAACAUCAACUUAUUCACAGUGGAGUUAAACCAUUCAGCUGUGAUCAGUGUGGAAAGGCUUUUACUACCAAGAGUCACUUAAAAAGACAUCAACUCAUUCACAGUGGCGUUAAACCAUUCAGCUGUGAUCAGUGUGGAAAGGCUUUUACUGACAAGAGUGCGUUAAGAAGUCAUCAACUCAUUCACAGUGGAGUUAAACCAUUCGGCUGUGAUCAGUGUGGAAAGGCUUUUACUCGGCAGAGUAGUCUCGCAAAACAUCAACUCAUUCACAGUGGAGUGAAAUUGUUCGGUUGUGAUCAGUGUGGAAAGGCUUUUACUCAGAAGGGUAAUCUAGCAAGUCAUCAACUCAUUCACAGUGGAGUUAAACCAUUCAGCUGUGAUCAGUGUGGAAAGGCUUUUACUAACAAGGGUAAUCUAACAAGUCAUCAAUUCCUUCACAAUGGAGUGAAAUUGUUUGACUGUGAUCACUGUGGAAAGGCUUUUUCUCUGAAGAGUACGUUGAGACAUCAUCAAAUCAUGCACAGUAGAUUUAAACCAUUCAGCUGUGAUCAGUGUGGAAAGGCUUUUACUCAGAAGGGUAAUCUAGCAAGUCAUCAACUCAUUCACGGUGAAGUUAAACCAUUCAGCUGUGAUCAAUGUGGAAAGGCUUUUACUCAUAAGAGUCACUUAAAAAGUCAUCAGCUCAUUCACAGUAGAGUUAAACCAUUCAGCUGUGAUCAGUGUGUGAAAACCUUUACUCAACAUGAACAGUUGUUGAUCCAUCAAUGCCUCCGUUCUGGUAAAAAGCGGUACCACUGUGACUCCUGUGAAAAAACUUUCAACGACCAACAGAGCUUAAAAUGUCACCAACGCAUACACACUAGACAUGAUGUGUACGUAUGUGAUCACUGUGGUGAACCAUUUGUACGGUACUCAGAGUUAAAAGCUCAUGAAGUGACCCACACUGGGGUUAAACCAUACCUUUGUGACCAGUGUGGGAAACGCUACAGCUCCACUGCAUACCUCAAAGUUCACCAACGUGUCCACACUGGGGAGACACCAUACAGAUGUGACGAGUGUAAGAAGACUUUUACAACUUUGGGUUCCCUGAAACAACACCAGCAGAUCCACACCAGAAAGAAAGCAUUCAAUCAGUGUCACAGUGAGCAGAACGGAACAGAUGGACAAAACUCUCAGACUUGUCAGCACUCUGCCAAUGGUGAACACUGCUGCCUUGACCAGUCUGGACCAACGUCCAACCAACAAGGAACCCUACAAUGACACCAGUGUAUGCACAUUGGACACAGACUGAACCCCUGCCAAGAAGAUUUCUCCAUGCAGAGUUCAAUAAAAGUUCAUGAAGUCCUUCGCAAACUUAAAGUCCUUGAGAUCCGGCUUCACAGAAUUCAGGUCUAAUGUCUUGUUUAGUGUCUUCGUUGCUUUGUUGCCAAAUCCAUUAAGAGGAAAGCUGUCGUUAACAGACGUGACUGGUAAAUUAAUGAAACCAUUCAAAGUGGUUACUCAGUUAAAUUAAUUAUCAGUGGUCGAGGGAUAGACGUCUGAAAGGAGGCAGUGAGCAGCAGGGCGAAUUUCCUCGAUUACCACCUUAAUCGUUCCUCAGAUCCCUCUGGGCUGCAGGAACCCGUUAGAUGCAGAGCUGGUUCAGUGAUUCUCUGAUGAUUAAUCAUAAUUAAUUUAAGAGAUUACUGGCCUUCGGAUUCAUAUCUAUCUAUCCCUCGACAAUGAUGAAGAAUCUCCAAUAUUGAACCAGUAGAUCAACUAAUCUGAUUAUGUGUGAGUUGAAAUUUAAAAAAAACAUGAAGUAUUGGAUGAAAAGUCCCAUCUUUGAAAGCUGACACGUAGUUUGAAUCAUUUCUUUAUAAAUUAGCUGCAUCCAGUCAUAACCAUGACAUUGGCAUCAUGGAACCAUGACCACAUAUACAGUGCCUUGUGAAAGUAUUCGGCCCCCUUGAACUUUUCAACCUUUCGCCGUAUUUCAGGCUUCAAACAUAAAGAUAUAAAAUUCUAAUUUUUUGUCAAGAAUCAACAACAAUUGGGACACAAUCGUGAAGUGGAAUGAAAUUUAUUGGAUAUUUUAAACUUUUUUAACCCUUUAAGGCCCCACGUAGCGCCGGCGCUACGUUUUGCAUAUUGAUUUUUGAUUGGCUGUCGAUUUGAAACCAGAUAAGAUAGAUCAAUAAUUCUUUUUGCAUAUAAAAUCUGGGGAGUCAGUCUAUCAUUUCACACAUUUACCAGGUCUCAGAGUGUUUUCUCGUUGCAGUGAUGGGUUUGUAAAAAUACACAAUAAAGCGCACACGGCGUAAAUCUAUAUAAACAGAGACCGCGGGUUUUUGCAGGGCUUCUCAGUUGAAAUAAACGUGAUCACGGUGUGGCCACAACCUGUCACAUGAUUCUUACGUGUCCAUACCUGAGAGGCUCCCGUCCCCAAUAACAGGAAGUGACGUGUUUGCUGGGAAUUGUAGUUUUUCCGCCAAACCCGAAAAACAGCCUGCACAGAGGCGCACUCUCUCCCUCGGUUUCACCCCUACUUUAUUUUACAAAAACACUCAGACACACAGCCCACACACACCAGACAUCCAUCAAACACACCUUUGACCCACUAUCACACAGUUAUGGAGCCACAAAAACUUGGUUGCGCCAAAUUAUUUUACAUCUGCCGCGUAGUUCUCCAUCAACUUACAGCGUUGGAUGAAGCGUCCAGCCACCCAUCUGGCCUCGAUUCUGUCACCAGCACGGAUGCAGCCAACCGUAUCGAAGGAAUUGAUCAUUCCAAUGACAUGUAAGUAUAUAUUCAUGAGAAGUUGCUUGUUUUGAGUUGGAAAAAAGUAAAAAAAAAAAAAAAAAAACGUGAUAUACAUGUAACGCCGCCGAAAGCAUACUGCGCAAAAUACGCAUCAUUUUUACAAGUCAUGCGCUGCAAACAUCUAACGUAACGCAAAACUUUUUCUGUGUGCAGUGUUGACAAUGUUGGAAAGAAGUAUUAGGAGGACGAGGAGGAGGAAGAGGAGAAUGGAGGUCUCCUGCUCUCCUGGUACCCCAGCGAGAGCCAGAGGGAGAGGCAGAGCCCUGGCUCCAGCCAGGAGAGGCUGCAGCAGCCGCUCCACCAGCGAGCGCUCUAGGCCAGAGGCACUUCCUACAGAUGGCUGGAAAACUGAGAAGGACCCUGACAGCUUACCUUCUCUGCCACAUUUCCUGCCUAAAAGGAGGCCAGAUGUCCAGCCACCUCUGUUAGAAUAUGUGGACAACCCUUCUCCAUCAAACUGUCCAAGUACUUGGACCAGGCAGCCCUCAAAACACUGUUUCUGAUUGAACUCAGUAAAAAAGAUUUUCUUUUAUUUUCAAAUGCACUCUUUAUGGUCUUAUCAUGGUUUUGUACAUAAAAUAUGUGUUCAUAAGUAUCUGGCGCAAUUAGAAAUUUGAUUGCACUAUUUUAAAUAGUUUCUUUUGAUACCAAUGUUGUGUCUUUGCAAAUUUUGCAUUGUUCUUUAUUUUCGGGGGAUUUUCAGUUUACAAAAUUGACCAUAUCUCAAAAAGCAAGUGAUGUACAGACUCCAAAUAAAUUUCCUGUGGUUCUAAAGGAUA